This is a messenger RNA of Gopherus evgoodei (Goodes thornscrub tortoise), 4559 nucleotides long. RefSeq names its product RecQ like helicase 5 (gene RECQL5). Gene Ontology annotation, biological process: double-strand break repair via homologous recombination. NCBI's taxonomy places the organism in Eukaryota, Metazoa, Chordata, Testudines, Testudinidae. The record is from RefSeq and is a predicted model, not a curated record. The transcript has 20 exons. Bases 203 to 3340 code for a protein of 1045 amino acids. Gene Ontology annotation, molecular function: ATP binding; 3'-5' DNA helicase activity; four-way junction helicase activity. Gene Ontology annotation, cellular component: chromosome; cytoplasm.
GUCGUGUCCAGAGACGUGGCCCUGUUAGAAGAGAGGCUGGGGAGGGGAAUGUGCGCUCCCGAGGACAGAACUCUAAAAUCGAUGGCACCUACUGGGCUGUUUAAAGGGGAUUAGCCCUGACGUCAUCAAUCCGCGCCCAGGCGGGAGCAACAGCAGCCGAUACGGAAGCUGAAUAAGUGCGAGUAAUGAGUACUGUACCUAUAUGAUGAAUGACUACACUCCCUCAGGCCUAGAUGGCAAGGUCCAGAAAACGCUGAAAAAGAUCUUUGGGUUUGACUCCUUUAAAACCUCUCUGCAAGAGAGUGCAACCAUGACAGUGGUGAAAGGCAAGAACGAUGUCUUUGUAUGCAUGCCCACAGGGGCAGGGAAAUCCCUGUGCUACCAGCUUCCUGCAGUUCUGGCAGUGGGCAUCACCAUUGUCAUUUCACCUCUGAUUGCACUGAUUCAGGACCAAGUGGAUCAUUUGUUGGCACUGAAGGUCAAAGUCUACUCUUUAAACUCCAAACUUUCUGCUCAGGAAAGGAAGACCAUCCUGGCUGACUUGGCAAGCGAGAAGCCCCAGGUGAAACUCCUGUAUAUCACUCCAGAGAUGGCAGCCGCCGCCUCCUUCCAGCCCACCCUGAACUCCCUUGUGUCUCGAAACCUCUUGUCCUACCUAAUAAUAGAUGAGGCUCACUGCGUCUCCCAGUGGGGACAUGACUUCCGACCCGACUACUUGCGACUGGCCUCCUUACGCUCUCGCAUACCCAACACACCAUGUGUCGCCCUGACUGCCACAGCCACCAAACAGGUCCAGGAUGACAUAGUGGUGUCACUGAAGCUAAAGCAACCUGUUGCCACCUUUAAGACACCUUGCUUCAGAUCUAACCUGUUCUAUGAUGUGCAGUUUAAGGAGCUCUUGACCGAUCCCUAUGCAAAUCUGAAGGAUUUCUGUCUGAAGGCCCUUGAAGAGAAGAAUGCCAAAGGGGUAUACUCCGGCUGUGGCAUUGUGUACUGCAGGAUGAGAGAGGUCUGUGACCAAUUGGCUAUUGAGCUGAGCUACAGAGGAGUGAAAGCCAAGGCCUAUCAUGCAGGGCUGAAGGCAGCAGACAGAACUUCGAUUCAGAAUGAGUGGAUGGAGGACAAGGUCCCUGUUAUUGUUGCUACUAUCAGUUUUGGAAUGGGAGUUGACAAAGCCAAUGUCAGAUUUGUUGCCCAUUGGAAUAUUGCGAAGUCUAUGGCUGGAUAUUACCAGGAGUCCGGAAGGGCUGGGAGAGAUGGGAAGCCAUCCUGUUGCCGUCUCUAUUACUCUAGGAAUGACCGGGAUCAAGUCUCCUUCCUGAUCAAGAAGGAGCUUUCUAAACUCCAGGAGAAAAGAGGCACCUUGAAAGAGUCCGAUAAAGCUGUGCUGACGGCGUUUGAUGCUAUAGUGAAUUUCUGUGAAGAGCUGGGAUGUCGCCAUGCUGCCAUAGCAAAGUACUUUGGAGAUGUCACCCCCCCUUGUAACAAGUGCUGUGAUUACUGCAAAAACCCAGGAGCAGUGAAAAAGCAGCUGGAUUCCCUGGAGCUGAGCAGCAACAGCUGGAGCAGAACCUGCAUUGGACCCACAGGUUCCUCUCGGGAUGCCUAUGACCCAGAGCUAUAUGAAGGAGGGAGGAGAGGCUCUGGAGGCUUUAGCAGGUAUGACGAAGGAAACCAUGGGAGCGGGGACGAAGCCAGUGAGGAAAAUCGAAAACGGGAGUGGUGCAACUUCUACAAAAAGCAGAUGAAUCUGCGUAAAGGCAAAGAACCAGAAAAAGAUGACUUUGUCCCUCCAGAUGCAGGCUGCCCCCUGAAAGACGCUGCCAGCCGGAAAAUCUCCAAACUCACAGUCAAGGCCCGAGAACACUGCUUGAAGAUGUUGGUAGAAGCUCUGAGCAGCAACCAGAAGGCAGCCCCGACAGGACAUGGGCCAGACCCUCACGCCUGCGCCGUGGAGAUGGAAUCUGAGGCUUUCAGAACCAGUAAAACGUCCAACUUGUACAAGGCAACUGUGCUGAAGAAGGUAGCGGAGAUCAACAAAGCCUCGAAAGAAGGGGAGCUGUAUCCAGCAUUCAGGUCAGGAGCUGGUAGCGGCAGCAGCCCCAGGACAAAGUCUGAACCCUCAGCUGAAGACAACUUUCUCCCUGCAUCCCAAGUCUAUUCGUUUAAACCCAAGCGGAUAGGAGCUGGGUUUCGAAAGAGUUCCAGCCCAUUCCAGACUGCUGCUGAACUGCUGAAGACAAAAGAGGAGAGUGAUGCGAAGCCUGUGGAGAGGGAAGCGGAUAGUCCAAACUGGCAAGGUGACAGCGAAUGUGAUUCAGAAAUGGCCGGAGUCUCUGUCGUCAAGAGCAAAGAAAGGGUGGCCAAAGUAGUACACAAAAGUGCUGUGGAAGCAAAACAGGCCCAUGACAAGAAGGGACAGCAACUCAGUCCAGAUGCAGAUGCCUCCCUGUCAGAUAGCCCUACCAAGAAGACAAAGCUCACCAAGAAGCAACAGCUGCUAGCAGAAGCAGCCAGAAAAGAAUCCCAGAACAUUUCUAAAUUCUUCUCUCUCACCAAAGCUGGGCUUAAAACCUCAGGAUGUGCCUCAGCAGAGGAAAACGAUUGUUCUGUGAGUGAGCUAUCUCAGUCUCUUUCUCAAAGAGUAUGUCAGGAGAAAGAGGAACCUCAGGAAAAUGGUGUCUCAGGAGGAGCUUCAUCCGGGCAACCACAGAUGGAGAACCAUGAGUCAAGGAAGAUGGAAGAAGCGCUGACUGAGAGAAGUCAGGACUUGGAGUCGAAACACAACCCUGGAUCUGAAGCCACACAAGCAGGAUUAGAUGGUCAGACAAAACCAAGCAGUGACAAAGCUGGUAUAGAAAUCGAAACAACCUGCGCUGGGGAAUAUCAAGGCAGGAAGAGGCCAGGAUCAGAUGAGGAUUUGGAGAGCCCUGCGACAAAGAGGUUGCAGGCAGCAGCAUCUUCCAUCCUGUCGCAACCAGAGGGCAAAGGCAUGGGCCCAGUGAAGAAGAAGGUGACUUUUGAUCCAAGUUUGUCACAUGUUGAUAAAGAAGGAACUACCAAGACCAUCCAGCCAGCGACCAAAGGCGUGUCCCUUAAAGAGACAGCAGAUAUUGUCGUCAAAUACUUGACCCCUUUCUACAAGGGUGGUAAAUUUGCUUCCAAGGAACUGUUCAAGGGAUUUGCCCGACACCUUUCCCACUUACUGACUGAGGAGAAGAAUCCUGUCCGCAAGGCUGUGAAAGAAGAAGCACAGAGACUCAUCAAGGAGUUUUUCAAAACCCGAGUCAGGUGUGAAAAUGAGACAGACUGGCAAGCGCUGCCCAGCUCGGAAAGAUGAUACUGGUUCUUCAGCUGUGUCCGUUCCCUGCUGCAGUCGUUGGAACCGAAGGCUCACGGAGACACAGGGGAGUUUUCCAUUCAUGUUGCUGCUUGUUCUCCAUGGCAUCUGUGCCAAGGGUGUGGCCGUGAGAAUGUCUCUAGGGAGGUGAUCCCUGGGAAUUUGUCUGCGGAGCUCCUCCAGUGCCUAAGGGACGACGAAGUCCUUCAGCAGCCCUUGCUAAGAGGUCUGGUAUCUGCCAAUGCUGCGUAGCUCUGAGGCCUCUCUCAGCCGUGCUGUGAUGCAGCCCGCUGCUGCUGCCGGCUGAGAAGGGCUUAGAAUUGCAGACUCUGAUUCCAAGUUGGGUGUGAAUCCCGCUGCUCCCCACAAGUGUCUCUGAUCCUCCCCACCCACCCCUUCUUGCCCCCUCCCUUGCCUUUUUAUUUAAAUGUUACCAAUAGAAGCCUUACGCUGAAAACACAUUCAAAGGCCCACGCUUUGCUCAGGGUUUGUUGAUGCGAGCUGAUGGUUAAGUUCCUAGAGGGGACAUUUAUUUUGAAAAAAUGUUUUGGUUUAGACGAUGGGACGUGCAGCGUCUCCUUUCCCAAAGCUGGGGAUCCCCUGCAGGCUUUUUUUUUUUUUCCUUUUUAAAAACCACCUUGAAGUUUGGCUUUUCUCUGGCCAGCUGUGUGUGCUCGUUAACUGGCGUGGGCAUUAGUGCCUUAGCCUGGACAGACUGGCAGCUCUCUCCCCCCCCACACUCCUCCUUGGUUGUCAUUAUAAGGGGCAGCAUCAAAGUCGAUGCACUUCCCUAGUAUUUGCUCAUAGCCCCUGGAAGCCAUAUCCUCUCACUGUGCCUAAACCAGGGACUUAGGACCGAGGAUGCUGCUGCUGGUAUGGCCAAUUACCCACCCGCUGCUGUGGCACUCGUAGAUCCAGUAGCUGUGGUGCAUCUGCUGCUAUAUUUAUGCGAGGGCCUGAACUGGACAGUCGGUGAGUUGUAACAUGACCCUAGUGUGCCCAGGAUUGUCUUUCACAUUUAGUUUUUAUGGGGCUCUGCCUUUGCUCUAUGCCUAGAGAAGAUAUUGGCCUUGCUGGCAUUAAUGCUGCUGGAUCAACCUGCAAUCUUAGAAGCCAGGAAUGGAACAGGCUUCUGAAUAGUUUGUACUCGGGGAAACUGGGCUUUUCUAUGUUACCGAAGGGUGCAUGGUAAACUGACAAUAAACUGAACGUCACAGUU